This is a messenger RNA of Branchiostoma belcheri (Belcher's lancelet), 3398 nucleotides long. RefSeq names its product arylsulfatase B-like. The record is from RefSeq and is a predicted model, not a curated record. The transcript has 9 exons. The coding region runs from base 153 to 1784 and encodes 543 amino acids. NCBI's taxonomy places the organism in Eukaryota, Metazoa, Chordata, Leptocardii, Amphioxiformes, Branchiostomatidae.
CCCAAUACUUGUACAGUUUUAAAGACUACUGGAAGUGUAUGUCUUUAGAACAUCGAUUCGGCAGAUUCACACAAAACUACUAGUAAAUACAAUACCUACAAAACCACUAAAAGUAACAGUAUUUUCUGCACGUCGGUGACGAGAGGCGUUUGAUGGAAGCAGUAAUAUUUUUUCAGUAUGGUCGUUCAUUACGACGGUUUUUGCACAAUCGUCGAUCCUGGGUCCUUUUGUUUUUUGCAUCUGUGCUGUUUGUGUUUUUGUGGUUUGAUAUUAUAUCUACUAGCAAUUAUUCCUGGCAUGGAGUGCAGCUAAGGUUUGACGCCGGUGGAGGGUUGCCCAGUAGAAAACCCAACAUUGUUUUUAUUCUGGCGGACGACUACGGCUGGAAUGACAUUGGUUAUCAUGGGUCCUUCAUACAAACUCCAAACCUUGACAGCCUGGCAUCAGAGGGAGUUACGUUAGAGAAUUACUAUGUGCAGCCCAUAUGUAGCCCGUCAAGGUGCCAGCUCAUGACAGGCAGGUAUCAGAUUCACUAUGGGAUGCAGCAUAGUGUAAUAACUAGCGACCGCCCCCAUGGACUGCCUUUAGAUGAAAUUACCCUACCCCAGAAGCUAAAGGAAAAUGGGUAUAGCACUUAUAUCGUGGGCAAAUGGCACCUUGGAUUCUACAGAAAGGAAUACAUGCCACUGCACAGGGGAUUUGAAAGGUUUUACGGUUACCUGACCGGAGGUGAGGACUACUGGACACAUCGGAGGCCGAACCUUUUUGCAAAGGAUCCAAACGCAUUUCACGGGCUUGACCUACGAGACCAAGACAAACCUGUCCUUGAUCAAAACGGAACCUACUCUACCAACCUGUUUGCUUCAAAAGCUAUCGAAAUCAUACGAAACCAUCCGCAGAACAAGCCGAUGUUUCUCUACCUGCCAUUUCAAGCUGUCCAUUCACCUCUCGAAGCACCCCGACAGUACAUUGACAUGUACAAGAACGUAGAGAAUACCCUCGUCAGGACAUACGCCGCCAUGGUGACAGCGAUGGAUGAGGCAGUGGGGAAUGUUACUGACGCCUUGAGAAAGACGGGAUUGUGGAACGAUACAGUUCUCAUAUUUUCUACAGAUAACGGUGCUAGGAGAAACGCUGGAAGUAACUGGCCGCUGAGAGGUUGGAAGAGUACCCUGUGGGAGGGAGGAGUACGAGGUGUUGGUUUUGUUACCAGCAAACUACUGAAGAAAGCAAAACGAAAAAGUGAUGCUCUUAUUCACAUCUCUGAUUGGUUCCCUACUCUACUUCGUAUCUCUCGUGCAUCAAAAAAUAACACAAAGUCUUUGGAUGGAUUUGAUGUCUGGGACGCAAUAAGCAUGGGAUCACCUUCUCCGCGGGAAGAAAUCCUCCACAAUAUUGACCCUCUCCAACGGCGAUCAAAAUCCUCAUCUUCACACUUGUGGACUGAUGACAUUUUUGACACCUCUACUUACGCUGCUAUUCGUUCGGGAAACUGGAAGUUGCUGACAGGUUAUCAAGACCUGGGAGGCUGGAAACAUCGAGGCACAUCAGGCAAUCAUUUUGAAGAGCCAGAAGACUCACAUGACAAGCACCUAUGGCUGUUUAAUAUUCGUGACGACCCACACGAGAGAACAGAUUUGUCUGAAAAGUACCCUGAUAUGGUCAAAGUGCUCCUAAAGAAGCUAGCGUCAUACAACAAGACUGCUGUGCCACCAUUUUGGCCAUCCCCUGACUCUAGGGCAAACCCUGCAUUACAUGGAGACCUUUUUGGGCCAUGGCUUUAGUACGUUUUGACUCCCUGUCUUUACAGAUUUACCACAAAAACCGUUACCCAUAUAUACAUCAGCAUAUAAAGUCACGAUUAGACUAGAAAGGCAGACAUUCGCUCGGGAGCAAAUACAGCAUAUUUCAGUCCAUACUCUCUUUCCACCAUAGAAUGUUACAUAUAUACCUUAAAAUUCCAUGAAGUGCUUCUCGAUAUUAUAAGUGUUUUCAUUGUCCUCCAUACCCACACAGUGCAUGUAGUAACGUUGGUUUACAAAACCCCAAACAGUGUGUUUUUUUCAGUAAAAAUUCCUUGAAACCCCCACACAAUGCCUUAUAGUAACAUAUAUUCCCACACUGUAUUUUUGACAGGAUGCAUGCCGCCAUUUAUUUGUUUAAAGGCAAAGACACCGUGUAACAUUUUUCUUCUUUUUUUUUUCUUCUCAUUUUUGGGCAACAUGAAUAAAAAGUUGAAAAGAAUGUUUAGUCAAAAUUCCUUCUUAAUCAUAAAUCAAAGAGAAAUACUUGGCUUUGGAAGAUGGCUGAGAUGGCCAGCAAACCGAACUGCCAAACUCUGAUACCGGUGUUUUGACUUUUUCAAGGUGUUUCAUUUCAGUUUAUUGAUCUAAGUUAUGUUCAUGGCAUUCGUAAAUCUUCUAUAAUAGGUGUAACAUACAGGAUAAUUUGGAGGUUUCCAAUGUAUUCCCUCAAUUGCUCAUGGCCGAUUUCUUAUGUACUCUCUAGUCUGCUCUAUUUACAAUAAACCAAUUAAGUCGAGACUUUUUUUUAACCUUUCUUCUUUAAAAACAAAGUCCAAAAAGCGUUGGCAGACUUACUUGGCGACAAUUGUUUCAUAAUACAGGAAGGGGUAUCUCUUUGUUGAAGACCAAUCCAGGUGCCUCUUAUUUGGCUUUAAACUUUUCUUAGUAGCUCAUUUCUUAUGUAUGUAUUUGUUAUAAGGAUUAUUCUUUCUGAAGUUGAAUGAAAAAUAAUAUGGGACCAUCAAAAUCACAUUCAAUCUUUUAUUCAAAAAUUGCUAUUGUUUUACCAUUUUGUUAUCUCCAGGUAUGAUUUUGAUUACGUCAGUAAUAGUCUGUAUCAUUUAGAAACUUGAACACCUCAAUACUAAUCUUAGGGAUCACAAUUGUUAUCUUUGUUCCGAGAAUACAUUUUCCGUUACUUAUUUCUGUACGUGUUGUAUUGGCACUUAUUUAUAGCCCAUGAGAAACAUUUCACUUUCACAUUGCAAAAUCCUCUGAAGGAAAGUGAUUGUUUGACUUUAUUAUUAUUAGUAAUAAUAUUAUAUACUGAUUUUGAGUAUAGGUUGAGAGGAAGAGAGGUUAUCAAAAGAUGUAAAACUAUAACGAAUAAUUAUUGCUUCGGUCCGUAUGAACCCAAGUUACUGCACUUCUUAACCAUACAGCAAUAAACGAAUCCUUGGUAAAAGUUGUGAGACGUAUACAAACAAGUUAAUGGUAAGAGCCCCUGUACUGGGAUUCACCUAUAUCAUCAAAAAGUUAGCUGUAGGCUAACCAGGGUGUGCAUUGUCAAGGCACAGUAAUAAGUUGGUACACAGCAGGAACAGGGUUAGUGUGGUCACCUUCCUCUGGAGUAACACUUGGCGUACAACUAAA